AUGGGCUCAGGGGAAGAUGAAGGCGAAGGCAAGGGGCAUAGAGACAAUGAUCACGAAGUGCCAGGGGAUGAAGAGGACGUGGACGCUGUCUUAGCGUCACUCGAGGAGGAAGAGCAUUCGACAUACCGCGCGCAAAGAUUACAAGAACUAAACGAUUCUGCUGCUCGUUCAAAGCCCACGACUACUUUGGAUGCCAGCAAGAAAACAUACAUCACGCUGAAUGGCGAUGACGAGGCACUUAGUUUCACCACGGAGAAUGAGAGAGCAGUCCUCCACUUCUACCAUCCCGACUUUGCAAGGUGCCUUACGAUGGACCGACAUUGCGAGCAGAUUGCAGAAAAGCAUGCAGAGAACGCUGAGGCGGAUGUGUCGUUUGCCCGCGUCGACGUGAAGAAAGCCCCGUUUGUGGUCGAGAAACUGGGCGUGAGAGUGCUGCCCUGUGUUGUUGGCUUUGUGAAAGGAGUGGUCAAGGGAAGAGUGACUGGGUUCGAGGGUUUGUGCUGGGACGGUAAAGAGAACAGCAUCACCGUCACACGAGCCUUAGAGGAGGCCAUCGUUGGUUGGUCUGUUUUGCGCAAAAGGCUGCUUCUGGGCCACGACGAUGAGGAUACUGACGAAGAGAACGAGGGCGAUGGCCUUAACGGUCGCAAAUCAGCCCGAAGAGGGAUCCGCGGCCGCCAACCUGAAUCAGGAGACGAAGACGACGAUUGGGACUGA
Capronia coronata CBS 617.96 is the source of this 717-nucleotide messenger RNA. RefSeq lists its product as uncharacterized. The coding region runs from base 1 to 717 and encodes 238 amino acids. The transcript has a single exon. NCBI's taxonomy places the organism in Eukaryota, Fungi, Ascomycota, Eurotiomycetes, Chaetothyriales, Herpotrichiellaceae. Gene Ontology annotation, cellular component: cytoplasm. The record is from RefSeq and is a predicted model, not a curated record.